This is a messenger RNA of Anisakis simplex (herring worm), 279 nucleotides long. Lineage: Eukaryota; Metazoa; Nematoda; Chromadorea; Rhabditida; Anisakidae. The record is from the annotation of a GenBank genome assembly.
GAACGUCCCCAAGCGAAAGGCUUCUUGGUGGAUGGUUUCCCGCGUAAUCAGGAUAAUUUCGAAGGGUGGAUGCGUGAGAUGGGCAACAAGGCGAAAGUGCAUUUUGUUCUCUACUUGUCGUGUCCGGAAGAUGUAUGCACGUAUCGUUGUCUGCAUCGUGGCCAAGGGCGUACGGAUGACAACGAAGAAUCAUUGAGAAAACGCAUUCAGACUUAUCAUAAUCAGACCCUGCCGAUUAUAAAUCACUACAAGGAGUUGGAUUUGGUCAGGGAAGUGUCA